AUGCGCGAAGGGCAACCAGAGGAAGCCGACCCUGCCCGCAGCGGCCGCGCUGCCGACACUGCUCUUUCCUCAAGCGGCGGUGCGAGCCGUCAAGCAUCGCCCAGCAGCUGGCGAGGACGAGCGCCGCCAGACGAGCUGCUCAGAAGACGCUCGCGCGUCGGGACGUCCCCGACCACGGCAAUAGCCACAGCGCUCGAUGAAGGCUCGACGCAACCGCAUCAACGGCAAGGUUUGUUUCCGCUAUCGCCGGAUGUGCCGUCCACGGCUGAUGCGGACCGAACUGCAUCGUGUCAGAUGACGCUGCGCCAACAUAGCACCAAAGGCCGCAAGAGACAACCAAAAGCUGGCUUCGAACAGACUUUGGCCACGUUUUCGCCCGCUUCCCUGCCGUCACCUGCUUCCCCAUCAGCUCCUGCUUCCCCGCUGUCGCCCACUUCCCUGAUGUCACCCAUUCCUACCUCGUCGGCCAGCUCUCCAUCGUCAACGCGUCCCGGUUAUGGCGCGGGCGCCUUGCUGCACGAGGGACUAGGAGCCCCGGAGCAAGACGCGACAAGUGGCCAGGGAUCACGCAGGAUGGGACGCGCCAAGUACUGGGCACUGCACGGCGCCGACGACAGGGAGGAGAAGAAGCGACCUACGGCGUCUGACAGCAGAGCUGCGGGCUCCGAAAGAACAGAGGCCAGUCACCACCCACCAACCAGGAGCAAGCAGCGGCAGCGGGAAGGUGUCAAGAAUGGUGCCAAGACGGCCCAGGACAUGGGCUUCACUACGAGUAAGAUCAGGCGGCCGAUAGGUGGAGCGGGGACAAGCCAGGAAGUAGGGGUCAUCAUCGGUUCCGGCCAGAUGGCGCCAGCUGGCACGGCUGCCUCCAAUCGGAACACCAUGGCGUCGCACGACCAGCAGCCAGAGGCCACCGAGGUGAAAGAGCGCGACCUCGGCCCCGCAGGUCCACUCGACUGA
Molecule: messenger RNA, 960 nt
Organism: Dermacentor silvarum
Lineage: Eukaryota; Metazoa; Arthropoda; Arachnida; Ixodida; Ixodidae
Product: testis-specific gene A8 protein-like
Exons: 3
Coding region: 1-960 (319 amino acids)
Source: RefSeq, a predicted model, not a curated record